Messenger RNA from Osmerus eperlanus (European smelt), 883 nucleotides. Its product is annotated as beta-2-microglobulin-like. The record is from RefSeq and is a predicted model, not a curated record. Lineage: Eukaryota; Metazoa; Chordata; Actinopteri; Osmeriformes; Osmeridae. Bases 1 to 375 code for a protein of 124 amino acids. The transcript has 2 exons.
AUGACUUCCUGUUGUGAUUUACCACCACUGGCACGUCAUCGGGCCUGUGGUCAUCGUGGCCUCGAGGGGUGUGGCCCCCGCUGCGGCAGGUAUCCCUUAUUUUUCUGUAUUGAAGGUGGCAACCCUACUCUGAUCUGUCAUGCGAGUGGCUUCCACCCUCCAGACAUCAGCAUCGAUCUACUGAAGAACGGGGUGGUGAUGCCUGAUGCCCGUCAGACAGAUCCGGCUUUCGAGCAGGACUGGCAGUUCCACCUGACCAAAAGUGUGGCAUUCACACCCCAGAGUGAUGAGUACGUCUGCGAGGUCACCCACAUGAUGAAGUCCAAGACAUACACCUGGAGUAAGUUCUCUCUGGAUGUGCUUGUGAGUGACUAAAUGGAAAUCUGAUAACAUUUGUAUUCAUUGAGAUGUCUUCUUCCACACAGACCCAGAUAUGUAGGUGUGUGACCUUCAUAAUUCCAGGUGUGUAUUUAAUCAUUACUUUAAUUAUUGAAACGUUUCAGCUGCAUGUCAAAUUGUUAAUGCUGUAUAAUGUUACACAUUUUAACCACAGUGUUAUGAGAAUAUAUUAUGCAGGAGGUGAAUUGAUUAUCUUUUUGUCUUUGUUCAUCUAAGGAUCCAUCUUGGCAGGGGGGGUUCUAGACUAUUUCAACUGGAGGUGCCAAGCUAGGGCCAGUUGUACUGCUAGAGGGGCCAGGUACAUUAAACAUUAUUGUUGUCAUGUAGUUUUCUUCACUGCAUUGCAGGCAUUAACAGGCAAAAUAUUUGAUUAUAUUAUAAUGACUCAGACUCUACAUUUAGGGGGGACACGAUGGGGUCCAAGCUUGCUUUCACAGGGUACUGCCCCUGCAUUUUGGACAACCUGUGCUCUGUCUGUCAUCUU